Messenger RNA from Melitaea cinxia (Glanville fritillary), 2132 nucleotides. It is a transcript of the gene Ccdc85, whose product is annotated as coiled-coil domain-containing protein 85C-B. The record is from RefSeq and is a predicted model, not a curated record. The coding region runs from base 91 to 1344 and encodes 417 amino acids. Lineage: Eukaryota; Metazoa; Arthropoda; Insecta; Lepidoptera; Nymphalidae. The transcript has a single exon.
CCAUGUUGCCACAGUUAUUGUAUGAUUGCAAUCUUCACGAUUUGGAAAUGAACCUAAAAAAUCGCAUUGUGCGAAGCGUCGACUAAACUGAUGACUGUUCACGAAUCGGUGCCAACGACAAUGUCAAUCAGACAAAAUACAGGCGAAUUAACUAAGCACAAACAACAACUAGGUAAACAGGGCCCAGAACCGGUCAACUUUCCACCGCGUUACCAUCCGCCACCACCUGCCGCAGCGAGUUCCAAACUAACCACUGUAGACGCCGGCACGAAAGAGUUUAAACCUCCUAAUUCUGUAAAACAUAUUGAUCCCACUAAAUUACAAUAUCCUAUAGGAAUUCAAGGUUCUAUGCCAGUAUUAUAUCCGAGUGGACCUUACCCACAAGUGAAAUAUCUUCAAGGUUACCCUGUAGGUUAUCCUGUACCUCCAGCCGCUCUACGUGUUCUCAGACCAGGAGGUGAGAUAGUUACGAAAGCAAUUGUUCACGAACCAGUAGAAGCAACAGCCCGAGCAAGAAGUGCGGACGACACUCAGCGAGUUCAACGUAACUUAGAGGAAGAACAAAUACACAGGCGGUCCGCGGAUAUGCUCAAAUUCACUAAACGAAUUGAUUCAGAUGUUACAAGGCAAUCAACUGAUCAGCGACGGCAAAUUCAAACACUUUUAGAUGAAAUAAAAGCAUUGAAAGAAGCCAAUCGUCGUCUAAGUGAAGACAAUCAAGAAUUACGUGACCUGUGUUGCUUUCUUGAUGACGAUCGACAAAAAGGUCGUAAGUUGGCUCGAGAAUGGCAGCGGUUCGGUAGAUACACGGCUUCUGUGAUGAGACAGGAAGUGUCAGCAUAUCAGAACAAGUUACGUGAAUUAGAUGACAAACAACAAGAACUUAUCAGAGACAAUUUGGAAUUAAAGGAAUUGUGUCUUUAUUUAGACGAGGAAAGGGAGAGAAGUGCAUGUAUUAAUUGCGGAAGAACAGCUGGCAGAGAACGAGAUGACGGUGACGGUAGUAGUAGUGGCACAAACGCCGAAGAGGUCCCUCGACCUCCUGCGUUGACUGUACCAAUUAAACAUCCCCAAUUAGCGGAGCGUACAGUUCAGUAUGUUCGUGACUUAGAACAGAAAGUACGCCGCUUAGAAGCUGAAAAAGGUGUAGGGAGUGGACUUAGCGAACGACCUGAGGCCGUAGUUCGUGCACUACAAGUGUUGGAAGUUAGAGAAAGAGUGGAAAGGGAAAAAAGAAGACCAGCUCCUGAUUUAGACACUGGUGAACAAGCUCUCGUUCGAGAAAUGUGUAACGUAGUUUGGGGUAAAUUAGAAGAAGCACCACCUCAAGCACCUCCGCGUUGAUAGAACAUUACGUAAACGAUAUAACAUGUAAAAGCGUUUAGUAAAUAAAUAAUGUACCAGUACCAAGUAUUCAAUAUUACGAUGGAAGUGAAAGAAAACAAUUUAUAAUUCAACGUUUGAAUGGACUCUGACUUGAUUGAGGUCACGGAGAACGAUGUCAAGUCACAUGACCUACAGAGUGCGUUUAAGUAUUGACCUUGUUUAUCAAUCAGAUGUAACUGAACAGUUAAGCUGUAAAUAAUAGAAAUAACAUAGACCGUGCGUGCUCGAUAGUCACAACAAAACUUUUAGUAAUUGCCUAAUGUAUUUUCAAAAAUUUUGAAACCGUAAAGUACAAAAUUAGUAAAUAAGCCAUUAAAGUUAGAUAUAGCUCUUUGUUUUAAACCAUAAUUAACCAGGAGCGCUCUAAUUAAUGUCGAUGAGUAUUUUCAGCGCUAUGACAAUUAAUUUUAAAUGUUAAAUUUAAAUAUUUUUAUAUGUUUUUAAUAAUAGAAUUACUACAUUCAUAGUUCUAAAUGAGGCUAAAAAUAAUUUAUUAAUUUGUCUGUGAUUAAUUGGUCUUUUAAAGAGCUGGACGUAUAAUUAUUAUCUACUACAUAUACAAAGGUCCUGAUAUACAUUAUCUACAGUUUCACCGCAUCUAGUCAAAGCCAAUUAAAGCAAUAGUUUGUAUAAAUAGAAACACAAUUAGCUUCCUUGUCGCCCAGCUCACACCUCUUGCCUUGUUUGCUCUAAUGUGUUAUUGUUAAUUUAUUGUCGAACUUAAAAAUAAAUUAUUUUUGUUUUUA